AGGACCCAGCAGGAGAUGGCUGCGACGGGUACAGGGCCCAGCGCCCGCGAGAUCUUCGCCACGCUGGAGUACGGACCCGCUCCGGAGAGCCACGCAUGCGCUCUGGCCUGGCUGGACACCCAGGACCGGCACUUGGGCCACUAUGUAAAUGGGAUGUGGUUAAAACCAGAGCACAGGAAUUCAGUGCCUUGCCAGGAUCCCAUCACAGGAGAGAACUUGGCCAGUUGCCUCCAGGCACAGGCUGAGGAUGUGGCUGCAGCCAUGGAGGCAGCCAGGACUGCAUUUGAUAGCUGGAGCCGACUCCCUGGGGCCUCUCGGGCCCAGCACCUGACUAGACUGGCCAAGGUGAUCCAGAAGCACCAGCGGCUGCUGUGGACCCUGGAAUCCCUGGUUACUGGGCGGGCUGUUCGGGAUGUUCGAGAUGGGGAUGUCCAGCUGGCCCAGCAAUUGCUGCACUACCAUGCCGUCCAGGCACAUGCCCAGGAGGAGGCACUGGCAGGCUGGGAGCCCAUGGGAGUAAUUGGCCUCAUCCUGCCACCCACAUUCUGCUUCCUUGAGAUGAUGUGGAGGAUUUGCCCUGCCCUGGCUGUGGGCUGUACUGUGGUGGCCCUUGUGCCCCCAGCCUCCCCAACACCCCUCCUCCUGGCCCAGCUGGCAGGGGAGCUAGGCCAGUUCCCAGGAAUCCUUAAUGUGAUCAGUGGUCCUGCUUCUCUGGGGCCUGUCCUGGCAUCCCAGCCUGGAAUCCAGAAGGUGGCCUUCUGUGGAGCCGUUGAGGAAGGACGUGCCCUUCGGCGGACCCUGGCAGGCCAGUGGGCUGAACUGGGCCUGGCACUGGGGGUGGAGGCGCUGCUGCUGGUGACUGAUUCUGCAGAUGUGGACUCGGCUGUGGAGGGCGUUGUGGAUGCAGCCUGGUCUGAUCACAACCCGGGGGGCCUCAGGCUCCUCAUCCAGGAGUCUGUGUGGAAGGAAACUAUGAGGCGGCUCCAGGCAAGGAUGAGGCAGCUUCGGAGUGGCCGAGGGCUGGAUGGGGCCGUGGACAUGGGUGCCCGAGGGGCUGCCGCGUGUGACCUGGCCCAGCACUAUGUUCGUGAAGCCCAGAGCCAGGGUGCACAGGUGUUCCAGGCUGGUGAUGUGUACCCAGACAGCCCAUUCUACCCCCCAACCUUGGUCUCUGACCUACCCCCAGCCUCCCCAUGUGCCCAGGCAGAGGUGCCAUGGCCUGUGGUUGUGGCCUCCCCUUUCCGUACAGCCAAGGAGGCACUAGCCUUGGCCAAUGGGACACCCCGGGGCGGCAAUGCCAGCGUGUGGAGUGAGAGGCUGGGGCAGGCGCUGGAGCUGGGCUACGGGCUCCAGGUGGGCACAGUCUGGAUCAACAGCCACGGUCUCAGAGACCCUGCAGUACCCACAGGUGGCUGCAAGGAGAGUGGGUCUUCCUGGCAUGGGGGCCCAGAUGGGCUGUAUGAGUACCUGCGGCCCUCGGGGACCCCUGCCCGGCUGUCCUACCUUUCCAGGAACCUGAACUAUGAUACAUUUGGCCUUGUUGUGCCCUCAACCCUGCCUGCUGGGCAUGAAUUAGGGCCCAGCCUACCACUCCCCUAUGGGCUCUUCGUUGGAGGCCGUUUCCAGGCUCCUGGGGCCCGAAGCUCCAGGCCCAUCCAAGAUUCAUUUGGCAACCUCCAUGGCUACGUGGCUGAAGGUGGUGCAAAGGAUAUCCGAGGUGCUGUGGAGGCUGCUCACCAGGCUGCCUCUGGCUGGGUGGGGCAGUCACCAGGAGCCCGCACCACCCUGCUGUGGGCCCUGGCAGCCGCUCUGGAACGCCGGAAGUCCACCCUGGUUUCGAGGCUGGAGAGGCAGGGAGUGGAGCUCGAGACUGCCAAGGCAGAGGUGGAGCUGAGUGUGAGACGACUUCGGGCCUGGGGGGCCCAGGCCCAGGCCCAGGCCCAAGGCCAAACCCUGCAGGUAGCAGGACUGAGAGGCCCUGUGCUUCGCCUGCGGGAGCCGCUGGGUGUGCUGGCUAUUGUGUGCCCAGAUGAGUGGCCCCUGCUCGCCUUUGUGUCCCUGCUGGCCCCUGCCCUGGCCUAUGGCAACACUGUGGUCAUGGUACCCAGCGGGACCUGUCCCCUGCUGGCCCUGGAUGUCUGCCAGGAUAUGGCCACCCUGUUCCCAGCAGGCCUGGUGAACGUGGUGACAGGAGACCAGGACCACCUGACCCGCUGCCUGGCCUUGCACCAGGACAUCCAGGCCCUGUGGUAUUUCGGAUCUGCCCAGGGUUCCCAGUUUGUGGAGUGGGCCUCAGCAGGAAACCUCAAACCUGUGUGGGUGAACAGGGGCUGCCCACAGGCCUGGGAUCAGGAGACUUCAGGGGCAAGCCCAGAGUUGGGGCUGCGGGCAGCACGGACCAAGGCCCUGUGGCUACCCAUGGGGGACUAAUGCCUGUACACCACCCACUCCAUCUUGGAAGGAGGGAAAAUGAAACCCAACAGACACCAGAUGCCUGGAACUUUUCCCUCCUGGCUUCUCAUAUCUUCCAAUAAACUCCUUGACCAACCCUGA
Otolemur garnettii (small-eared galago) is the source of this 2553-nucleotide messenger RNA. It is a transcript of the gene ALDH16A1, whose product is annotated as aldehyde dehydrogenase 16 family member A1. The transcript is spliced from 17 exons. Bases 16 to 2430 code for a protein of 804 amino acids. Lineage: Eukaryota; Metazoa; Chordata; Mammalia; Primates; Galagidae. Gene Ontology annotation, molecular function: oxidoreductase activity, acting on the aldehyde or oxo group of donors, NAD or NADP as acceptor. The record is from RefSeq and is a predicted model, not a curated record.